Messenger RNA from Drosophila kikkawai, 4441 nucleotides. Its product is annotated as sodium-dependent neutral amino acid transporter B(0)AT3. The record is from RefSeq and is a predicted model, not a curated record. Gene Ontology annotation, cellular component: plasma membrane. NCBI's taxonomy places the organism in Eukaryota, Metazoa, Arthropoda, Insecta, Diptera, Drosophilidae. Gene Ontology annotation, biological process: sodium ion transmembrane transport.
UCAACGGUCGUGAAAAUCGAGCAAAGCUCCGACACGGAAAACGGAAAAACCCAAACGCAGAAAAUUCGUCGAACGAAACGGAUUCCCGAACCGAGUGUGCAUUUCGCUGAGCGCAUAGCCAGUAUUUAAACGCAGUUCUGCCAAGUUAAUAGAAAAGAAGAUUUUCCAGAUUAAAAUUUAAGCGCAAUUGUGCGUCUGUGUGAGUGUGUGUGUGUGGAAAAUCCGCCCUUAACAGCAGCCAGGAAUUUUUUGGAGUCGCAAUCCCGAGAAGCUAAGCCAAGACAAACUUUGCAGGUAACCACGGACCCGGACACGGACACUUCGCCAGGUAAAUCCGCACGUUGAUGGCUGCCACCAAAAUCAUCGAUGCGCCGCGCAACGGCCACGAAAUGGCGCCACUGAACACACGGGCCCGGGGAGAUGGAACCCACGGAGUGACCAUCGUCCUCACAGCGCCGCAGCGCAACUCCGUGCAGUCGGUGGACAUCCCUGGCGGGGAGCCGGAGCGUGCCGCCUGGAGCGGCAAGAUGCAGUUCUUCCUCAGCAUCAUUGGCUACUCGGUGGGUCUGGGCAACAUCUGGCGCUUUCCCUACCUGUGCCAACAGAAUGGAGGAGGUGCCUUCCUGAUACCCUUCAUGAUUAUGCUGAUACUGGAGGGCAUACCCCUGUUUCUCAUUGAGCUGGGCAUUGGCCAGAGAAUGCGAUUGGGUGCGCUGGGCGUGUGGAACACUAUCCAUCCCUGGCUGGGAGGCAUUGGCAUCUCGUCGUGCAUUGUGACGCUAUUUGUGGCUCUCUACUACAAUGUGAUUAUCACGUGGGUGUUCUUCUACCUCUUCAAUAGUUUUCGGUACCCACUGCCCUGGUCCACCUGUCCCACAAACAGCACGGGCUUCGAGCUGGAGGAGUGCGCCAAGUCCUCGGAGACGACGUACUUCUGGUACCGCACCACCCUGGAUGCCGCUCCGUCCAUGGACGAGCCCGGCGGCCUGAAGUGGUGGAUCGUGCUCUGCCUGCUGCUCUCCUGGACCAUUGUCUUCUUCAUCGUGAUGAAGGGCAUCCAGAGCUCCGGCAAGGUGGUCUACUUCACCUCCCUGUUCCCCUACAUCGUGCUGACCAUCUUCUUCAUACGCGGCAUUACGUUGCGCGGCGCCGGGGCCGGGUUGAUGCACAUGUACACGCCGAAGGUGGAGAAGCUACUAGAGCCGACGGUCUGGCUGGAUGCGGCCACCCAGGUCUUUUACUCAUUUGGCCUGGCCUUUGGGUCCCUGAUAGCCUUCGGCAGCUACAACACGCCCAAGAACAACUGUGUGCGGGACGUCCUGCUGGUGUCCGUCUGCAACGCCGUCACCGCCAUCUAUGCCAGUGUCGUCAUCUUCGCCAUUCUCGGUUUCAAGGCCACCGUCAACGUGGACCGCUGCAUAGCCAGCAACACGGAGAUCCUGGUGAAGAGCAAUCUGCUGGCCAGGAAUGACACCACCACAGUGGCCUACGAGCAUGCCAUGAGCCAGGUAAACACCACGGAGCUGUCUCGUCUGCAGCUGAGCGAGUGCAGCCUGGCCCACGAGCUGGACAAUGCCGCCGAGGGCACGGGCUUGGCCUUCAUCGUCUUCACGCAGGCCAUCGUGGAGCUGCCCGGAGCUCCCUUCUGGGCGGUGCUCUUCUUCACCAUGCUGCUCUCGCUGGGCCUGGGCUCUCAGAUCGGCAUCCUGGAGGGCAUGCUCUGUACUCUGUUCGACAUAGACAUUGUCAAGCGGGUUAAGAAACAGCAUGUCACUGGCGUGGUGUGUCUCUUCUGCUUUAUUGUCGGCUUCAUCUUCUGCACAGGUGCCGGCGAGUACUGGCUCAAGAUGUUCGACUCCUUUGCCGGCACUAUUGGCCUGGUGGUGGUGGCCCUUAUGGAGAUGAUAGCGGUGAUCUUCAUCUACGGACAUGAGCGCUUCACCGAGGACAUUUACCAGAUGACGGGCUACCGACCCGGCCGGUACUGGCAGUGGACCUGGAGGUAUAUUGGCCCCGUCAUUAUGGUGUGCAUUCUGGCCUCCUCCAUAAUCUUUAUGGUCAUCAGGAACCCCACUUAUGGAGCUUGGAAUGCCGACUUGGGCAUGAUUGAACAGAAGGACUACCCCAACUGGGUGAUGGGCAUUGCCCUAUCCAUGAUCCUGGCCGGCGUUUUGCCCAUGCCCAUUGUGUUCCUGAUGCGCAGCUUCCAGUGCCUGAAGGUGGACCUGGACAUCCACCAGGGAUCGAUCCGGCGAAACGAAACAACCGCCUCCACCAAGGAGAUGAUCGACAACGAUGACGAUGAGGACGAGGACGACGAGAAUGAUUUUAGCGGUCCGGCGCUGGGCGGCCAUGUGAAGACGCAGAGCGACUUCUCCGACGACGAGGAGGAGGACAAGCCCAUGACCAUGCGGAUGAUGAUGAUGCGUCCGACGACGACCGCCAAGACAGCGAAUGUGCUGAAUGUGCCAACCAGCAGAAGGCCGAACUUCAAGAAGGAGGCGUACGAUGUGUAGGGCAGCCGCAGUCCCCCAGGUACAAGAUACAGGUAGAGUCCAGGUGCGAACCGAAAAGAUAUGGCAAGUGAACCCUACUAUAGUUGAGACGACGGGAGCGCAAACACAUUUAUAAAUAUUUACUCUAAGUAUUUUAACAUAAUUUAAAGCUAAACUAAGUGAUUACCGAUUACCAGAAUAAACGACCGGAGGAGCUAAUUGAAUUCGAGUUCGAGUAACUAAAGUUGUUGACUACUGAUCCAAGCCCAAAACUAAACUUAACUAAAUUUAAACAAACUAUGUACGAGUACAAUGAGAAAUUCAUUAACUGACACGGGUUGCUAAGAGUUUAAAUUCGAUUAUGUAGCAUUUAGUUGGAAUGCUUUAAGCUUUACAAUUAGACACUCGAGCACACAAACUGAAAGUAUUUCUGAGUCCACGCCCCCCUCCUGUCCAAAUACCAUUCCUCCAGCCCGAAUUCCUGUCCCGCCCCCAACUCCCACGAAUACACUUCUGCGGCAAACGCUUUAUAGUCGACUUAGCCAGCGCAUUUCCAACGAGUUAAACUCAACAUUUAGUUUUAGUUCUAGUAGAGAUCUGCCGUUAUAAUUUUGACUUCAAGUUGAACUCUCCCGAGUGCGAGUAUAUACAUAUAUGAUGUAAUCUAAACCGAGUUACACACUUUAAUCUUACUUCAAACAGGUUAAGCGCGUUGAGACACCCUAUUAACACUCCGAGUUCUAGUUGAGUUGAACAAAACUACCUAUACUUACUAUAUUGAUUAGACAAAGAUACAUGGAAUGUGUGAUAUUCUAAAUAAUAUCCUCAAAACUUAGGUCUUAAGAGUCUUCAUCAGCCCCAGCCCCAGACCCAGCUCCCAGCUCUUUUCCCCCAUUCAAGAGUAUUUUCCCACACCGACACUGAACUAAGCGAAAUGGAAACAAAAACAAGUAAAUAAACUGCUGUGAAUAGUUUUAGUGGUUGUAAAGUUCUAUCGGAGAAGGGAAACCAUAAAGCGUCUAAUAUUUAACUAGUUAUUAAGCCGCACCCCAUUGUUCGCCCCCCUGAGUUGGCCCCACCAGAAGAUGCGACGACGAGUCCUUGCCACAUUUCCAAAUUCGGUUUCUGCAAAUGGUUUUCACACACUCUCUCACACUCCUCCCCGCAACUCUCUCUCUCAUUUCGGUUAAGGCAAGGCACCACUGAUUUCCGAUUUCCGGUAUCUGAUAUCCGAUAUCUGAUAUCCGAUAUUUGAGAGGCGACAACUGAAUCAAAACACAUGGAAUUUUCAAGUACUCAAAGUCAAUGCAAAGGACAAAGGACGGCAGAACGUCGAAGACAAUAAGACAAUUAUAGGAAAAAUACUUAUGAAACGGCCCCGUCGAGUUUAGAGAGAUUUGUAGUCCCCGACUAGGGAACCUUUCCCCUUGAACCCCUUAUUUUUGGGAGAUAUGCAUGCAUCCGUUUUGUACACCACAGACAGCCGAUAGUUAGCCGAUUUGUACGUACGUUUUAUUGACUGUAACUGUAAAGAAUGAAGGCAUUAGUUCACCUCCAGCAGCAGCCUCAUCCACUCAAGUCCAAGAAUCCUCGCAAUGGCAGACAACGCUACCAAAACCGAAACCGAAACCAAAUACAUAGUACCAAGCCUAAGUGUAUAGUUUACUUGUUUACGCCACUAUAUAUACGAGCAUGAAUCUAUAUAUAUAUAUACACACUACAUAUAAUCUAUAUACCUAGCUCUACCAUAAUUAUGAUAUAUCAAUUAUUGUCGUAGUGCUAAAGCCCAGAGCGAGAUGUGUAAAUUUGAAUGUAUUUAAAAAUAACAGAAACACUGCAAAGAGAAGAAUACUUAUAUGAAACAUUAUUGUACCGUACGCAAGAAAUUAUUAUUAAUAAAGAUAUUUCAAAAUUUAGAGUGUUAAGUUGAAGAAGAGCAAAACGAA